This is a messenger RNA of Coregonus clupeaformis (lake whitefish), 1243 nucleotides long. Its product is annotated as zinc finger protein 70. Lineage: Eukaryota; Metazoa; Chordata; Actinopteri; Salmoniformes; Salmonidae. Gene Ontology annotation, cellular component: PcG protein complex; transcription regulator complex. The transcript is spliced from 2 exons. The record is from RefSeq and is a predicted model, not a curated record. Gene Ontology annotation, biological process: regulation of transcription by RNA polymerase II. Bases 24 to 950 code for a protein of 308 amino acids. Gene Ontology annotation, molecular function: RNA polymerase II cis-regulatory region sequence-specific DNA binding; DNA-binding transcription factor activity, RNA polymerase II-specific.
UUGAUCUGCUGAGUGGACUAAAGAUGGGGGAGCAAGGUGGUUGGCUGGAGGCUAACAGAGGAGACUGGGCAGCCAUCUUGGAUCCCCAGACCCAGACUGGUGCAGCCAAGGGCCCAGGGGAUAUCAUCACUGAGCAGGCCAGGACCAGAGGCGACAUAGUGGAGGUCAGUGGAUGGGACAGCGUCCUCAACUCUGGGCUGGGAAACAACAAUGUUAACCACAACCAGAAACUGACAGCUGAACACAAAACAACAACCGAACUUAGUCUCCAUGACAACAGACUGGCUGAGACCAGGGCGAGGCAUAGAUUUGGUCUUCGGGGGCAGGGAGGUGUCCGUAUGAGAACAGACACAGACUCGGUUAGCGAUGCUCCGUCCUGCUCCUAUAGUUGUGAUUCAGAGAGACUGAUGGCGCCUCAGGUAAACCCCCUAACAGAUGAUGCCUUCAGCCUGCCUUCUAUAGGAUCUAUCAACUGGAUUAUGGACCCUGCGUCAACACAGACACUCCCUGGCCUUCGUCCUCCUCACACUCUCCUGUUAAACCAGACCUCGGACAAUGCCAGUGCCUCAACACUAAAUGGCUGCACAAGCUCAUUGACAAAUGACAGUAGUAGUAACGCUAUAAGCAGAUCCGGUGGCAAAGAGAAGCGCUUCCCGUGUUCGUUCUGUGGGAAAGCCUUCAGUUUCCCCAAACAGGUGGAGAUCCACCAGAGGAUGCACACGGGGGAGAAACCAUUCGGCUGCCACCUGUGCCGGGCCAGUUUCUCUGACUCGUCCAACCUGAAGAGGCACCUGAGGGUCCACACAGGGGAGAAACCAUUCAGCUGCCACCUGUGCCGGGCCAGUUUCUCCCACUCGUCCAGCCUGAAGAGGCACCAGAGAGUCCACACAGGGGAGAAAUCCUACAGCUGCCCCAGUGUGAGAAGAGGUUCUCCCACCAGCACCAGCUGAAUAUGCACCUGAAGGUCCACAAGGGAGAGAAGCCGUUCGCCUGUACACACUGCGGGAAGAGGUUCUCAGAGAGGAGCUACCUCAGGAUACACACGGCCCAUAUAUAGAUUAUAGUGAUAUGUAGUACAUUUAUAUUAACAUUUCAGUCAUUUAGCAGAUGCUCUUAUCCAGCGCAUACAUUUUCAUACUUUAGUACUAGUUCGUUUGUUUGUAGGUAAAGUGUUACCAUAGUGAGCUAAGUUAUUCUACUUGUCAAAUGUGUAGUUUUGUGCAAUAAAAGUACUAUACUUCAA